Molecule: messenger RNA, 1116 nt
Organism: Nematostella vectensis (starlet sea anemone)
Lineage: Eukaryota; Metazoa; Cnidaria; Anthozoa; Actiniaria; Edwardsiidae
Product: colipase
Exons: 3
Coding region: 111-470 (119 amino acids)
Biological process (GO): lipid catabolic process; digestion
Cellular component (GO): extracellular region
Molecular function (GO): enzyme activator activity
Source: RefSeq, a predicted model, not a curated record
AACAAACUUUGUAUAAAAGGGACCAAGUCAACUAGAAAAGUGUGGCUUUUAGCAAGUGUCUCUUAAAAGAGUGAAACUCCUGCUGUGUCUCCAAGAUUUGUUACAUCAGAAUGGAUCUGCCUAUGGCUGUUUUAGUAAGUCUGCUGGUUGCAUCAGUGGUGAUCGCUUCACCUGUAACUAAAGGAAAACACCAGGGAACCUCGUGGAUGCAGUGCAAAACCUCAAGGGACUGCGAGAUGGACGAGUGUUGUGUUGCGCUGAUGAAGUCAGAGGUAAAAGUCUGCAAAAGACGACCGCAACUUGGAAAUCACUGUACUCCUACAAUUAUGCCAGGAAUUGACGGUCGGUGUCCAUGCUCGUCCGGUCUGACAUGCGCACUAACAUUCAUGGACAACAUGGGCCUCAGAGACAAAUACCAGUGCGUACUAGUGCCAGACUCCGACCGAGAGUUCGAGAAACGACGACAAUAACGCAUAGAAGUAACACAGCAAGUUCUUCUUCUUAAUAAUCAAGUUAAAAUGACUGGUGCUUUUAGCUAAUUCGCAUUUACAGGCUCGUGGCAAAACGUAUUCAUUGCUGCCAAGUGUGUUUUGUUGUUGCCGCAGCUAUUUGAAAAUUCAGCUUUUCUUAGCCGCUAUCUCGUUAAAUCUGAUUAAGUAACUAGUUUAUUGUAGUGUUUUCUGUUUGAAUUUUCACAGCUUUGAUUAUUUAACAGAGGCUUUAGUCUUUCUUUCUCUAUCUUUCUUUCUUAAUCUAAACGCUUGAGAGUGUUAUGUUAACUUCUCUUUACUCUGUAUUUUAUUUAUAGAUGUUUUUAGGGUGAUAAUUUAACGCAGUAGUAUUUACUAUAAUGAUUUUAACUUUAAGGGUAAAUAUUUAAGUAUAAGGGAUAGAAAAACUAAAAAAAGUUUUACAAUAGGGAUUGCUGAGUUUAAAAUUCGCACCUUCUGCAAAAGCUAGUCAAAUGUCGAGAAAAAUAAAGAUGUUAUGAGAAAAAUGCUUAUCGCAUUUUGCAAAAUAAAAGAAUGGAUAGACGGACUGAGAUUUAAAUAUUUAAAUUACUCUUGAAAUUUUUGUAAAAUGUUUGUUUGAAAUAAAAGAUAUGCUACUUUAAAA